AUGACGCCAGCGGAGGCGGAGCAGGCAGCGGCGGCAGAGGGCUGCACCGCGACGGCGGAGGAGGGAGCGCUGCUUUACGCGCGCGAGCUGGGAACGGAGGCGUCAGCAGCAGCGGCGGCAGCGGCGGCGGCCGAGUCUAUGACGGCGGCGGAGGCGGAGCAGGCAGCGACGGCAGAGGGCUUGACACUGGUGCGCUCGUCGCGCUCCAGCACCGGGUUCGAAGGCGUGUGCGCAAAAUCGAAGGGCAGAGGCUUUAAUGUGACGCGCAAGCUUGAUGGUAGAACGCGUCACAUUGGCUGCACCGCGACGGCGGAGGAGGGAGCGCUGCUGUACGCGCGCGAGCUGGGAGCGGAGGCGUCCGCAGCAGCGGCGGCAGGGGCGGCAGGGGCGGCGGCCGAGUCUAUGACCGUGGCGGAGGUGGAGCAGGCAGCGGCGGCAGAGGGCUUGACACUGGUGCGCUCGUCGCGCUCCAGCACCGGGUUCGAAGGCGUGUGCGCAAAGUCGAAGGGGAGAGGCUUUAACGUGACGCGCAGGCGUGAUGGUAGAACGCAGCACAUUGGCUGCACCGCGACGGCGGAGGAGGGAGCGCUGCUUUACGCGCGCAAGCUGGGAGCGGAGGCGUCCGCAGCAGUGGCGGCAGCGGCGGCGGCCGAGUCUAUGACGGCGGCGGAGGCGGAGCAGGCAGCGGCGGCAGAGGGCUUGACACUGGUGCGCUCGUCGCGCUCCAAAAGCGGGUUCGAAGGCGUGUGCGCAAUCUCGAAAGGCAACGGCUUUGCGGUGGGCCGCAGGGUUGAUGGUAGAACGCGUCACAUUGGCUGCACCGCGACGGCGGAGGAGGGAGCGCUGCUGUACGCGCGCGAGCUGGGAGCGGAGGCGUCCGCAGCAGCGGCGGCAGGGGCGGCAGGGGCGGCGGCCGAGUCUAUGACCGUGGCGGAGGCGGAGCAGGCAGCGGCGGCAGAGGGCUUGACACUGGUGCGCUCGUCGCGCUCCAGCACCGGGUUCGAAGGCGUGUACGCAACGUCGAAGGGGAGAGGCUUUAACGUGACGCGCAGGCGUGAUGGUAGAACGCAGUACGUUGGCUGCACCGCGACGGCGGAGGAGGGAGCGCUGCUGUACGCGCGCAAGCUGGGAACGGAGGCGUCCGCAGCAGCGGCGGCAGGGGCGGCGGCCGAGCCUAUGACGGCGGCGGAGGCGGAGCAGGCAGCGACGGCAGAGGGCUUGACACUGGUGCGCUCGUCGCGCGCCAGCACCGGGUUCGAAGGCGUGUGCGCAAAAUCGAAACGCAUCGGCUUUGCGGUGAGCCGCAGGGUUGAUGGUAGAAUGCAGCAUAUUGGCUCCACCGCGACGGCGGAGGAGGGAGCGCUGCUGUACGCGCGCAAGCUGGGAACGGAGGCGUCCGCAGCAGCGGCGGCAGCGGCGGCGGCCGAGUCUAUGACGGCGGCGGAGGCGGAGCAGGCAGCGACGGCAGAGGGUUUGACACUGGUGCGCUCGUCGCGCUCCAGCACCGGGUUCGAAGGCGUGUACGCAAAGUCGAAACGCAUCGGCUUUGCGGUGAGCCGCAGGGUUGAUGGUAGAAUGCAGCAUAUUGGCUCCACCGCGACGGCGGAGGAGGGAGCGCUGCUGUACGCGCGCGAGCUGGGAACGGAGGCGUCCGCAGCAGCGGCGGCAGCGGCGGCAGCGGCGGCAGCGGCGGCAGCGGCGGCAGCGGCGGCAGCGGCGGCAGGGGCGGCGGAGGCGGAGCAGGCAGCGGCGGCAGAGGGUUUGACACUGGUGCGCUCGUCGCGCGCCAGCACCGGGUUCGAAGGCGUGUACGCAAACUCGAAUGGCAACGGCUUUGCGGUGAGCCGCAGGCUUGAUGGGAGAAAGCAGCAUAUUGGCUGCACCGCGACGGCGCAGGAGGGUGCGCUGCUGUACGCGCGCCAUUUUGGCGCGGAGGCAUCGGCUGCGACCGAUGCAGCGGAGGACGAGUACGCGGGACGCCAGGCGGUCGAGAUGUCGAAUGCAGCCGUAGAAGGGAGUAGAGAGGCACAACCAGCGACGGCGUCAAGGAUGGUCGCGCGCCACCUGGGGGCGGAGGCGUCGUUGGCGGCGGCGGCGGCGGCGUCGUUGGCGGCGGCGGCGGCGGCGGCGGCGGCGGCGGCGGCGGCAGCUGAGUCGAUGACGGCGGCUGAGGCGGAGCAGCUGGCGGCGGACGAGGGCCUGACGCUGGUGCGGUCAUCGCAGUCGCAGACCGGCUUCAAGGGCGUGUCGAAGCGGGGUGGGCGCUUUGCGGCUGUGUUUGGGUCGCACCAAAGUGAAGAGUACCUCGGCAUGGCUGCGACCGCGGAGGAGGCGGCGCUGUUGUACGCGCGCCACGUCGGGGCGGAGGCGUCAGCGGCGGCGGCGGCGGCGGCGGAGGCAGAGCCGAUGACGGCGGCCGAGGCGAAGCAGCUGGCAGCGGACGAGGGCCUGACGCUGAUUCCGUCGUCGCAGUCGCAGACGGGCUUCACGGGCGUGUCGAAGCACGGCAGCCGCUUUCAGGCU
This is a messenger RNA of Emiliania huxleyi CCMP1516, 2523 nucleotides long. RefSeq lists its product as hypothetical. The transcript has a single exon. Lineage: Eukaryota; Haptophyta; Isochrysidales; Noelaerhabdaceae. The annotation marks the transcript as partial. The record is from RefSeq and is a predicted model, not a curated record.